Molecule: messenger RNA, 1064 nt
Organism: Phragmites australis (common reed)
Lineage: Eukaryota; Viridiplantae; Streptophyta; Magnoliopsida; Poales; Poaceae
Exons: 6
Coding region: 129-746 (205 amino acids)
Biological process (GO): regulation of gene expression; maturation of 5.8S rRNA
Cellular component (GO): nucleolus; exosome (RNase complex)
Molecular function (GO): RNA binding; DNA binding
Source: RefSeq, a predicted model, not a curated record
AAUUAACCUCACAACAUUGUGACACCCACGAACCCAGUUCAAAACUCUGAAACCAGGCUUUAACCGUGCACCCAAAGACGAACCCGGCUAUUGAAUUCCUAUCCGCCGCCGUUUUAACCCACCCAACCAUGGCCGCCACCGCCGCAGAAGGCCCCUCCGCGGUGCCGCCGUCGGUGGUCUCCGCCGCCGAGGAGGCGCUCGCAGCCGCCGAGGCCGUCGGGGACCACCUCUCCCAGCUGCUCGCGGCGGCUGCCGAGGACCCUGAUGCCGUGGUUGAGCUCCCGCCCCUGCGCCGGGCGCGCGCCUUCCUCGCCGUGGCGCAGGCCGCGACCUCCCUCUUCGCAGUGCGGCUAAAGUGUUCGGGAAUUGACCCUGACGAACACCCUAUCAGAAAGGAGCUUGAGAGGUUAAGCCUGUGGCAGGAGAAGUUAAAUCGAUUUGAGGACUGGGACAAGGCACCACUUCGUCCUACUACUACACUCAAUAAACAAGCAGCGGCAAGAUUCAUUGGACACUCGCUAUCCCAUUUGACAUCUGAUCAGAAGAGGAGCAUGCAGGCAAUCAGUAGGGGAGGAGGAAGAGGCUGGUCUGGGCAGAAGAAAAAGGCAGAGCCCUUGCCAGAGAAGAAGUCUGUUCGUGCUGCUGCAGAAGAGUUCCUUGCAAAGGCUGCUCAGGAACUUAUUGGGCAUAAUGAUAGCAGGGUGAAGGGCCCUGCUAGACUCGUUCCUGAUGAAGACGAGGACUAGAUCAGUAUGUUAGUUUUGUUAAGAUAUCAGCAAAAAUGGAUGCUUGGCAGGUGACAUGCCUGCUUCAGCGGCUGUGAGAAGUGAUAUACAGUUCUGGAUGAUGAAGAUAAAUUUACCUACAGUGUUGUGUUGUAUAUUGGAACAAGGAAUUGAGCAAAGUCUUGCUUGCUUCCUAUGUUUUGGAAGCAAUUGGCCUGAACUGCUGUGUUGUAGUGCUGUUUAUCUGAAUUUCGUUCCAGAAAAUAAAUUGUGACUUAUUUUUGGAGUAACUAUAUGGUUUGUGCUCUACAAUACCGUUAAUAAUGCAACUUUGGGGUA